AGAGAGAGAGAGGCAGGGGAGAGGGAGGAAGGAAAUUUUCAAAUCGUGACCCUGUUCUUCUUCACAGUAGAUAACGGGGAGAAGAGCAAUGUAUACACCAGACGCAGGAAGCACAAUGGGGGCCUUGAUAUACACCAGCAAGCCCACACUGAAGAUGAAGAUUCUGUCAAAGAAAGGCCCUACAAAUGCAAUGUAUGUGGGCAACGUUUUACCCAAAGUGUGAUACUUGUGCUACACAAGACACUCCAUGUUGGGAAAAGCCAUCUUAAAUGGAAAGUAUCGGAAAAAUGUGCGGUUGAUGACAACUUGCUAGAUCCGUGCCAACAAGAAAUAUUUAAAGGAACCGAGGAUUUCAUAAACCAGGAAUGUGAGAAAUCUUUUAUCCAGAGUUCACACUUGGUGAAACACGAGGCAUUUCACACAGGACAGGAACCACACAGAUGCCAGGAGUGUGGGAAAUGUUUUGCUUACAGUUCACAAUUGGUGAGUCACAAAACACAGCACACAGAAGAGAAGCCAUACGAAUGCCAGGAACUUGGGAAAUGUUUUGCAGACAGUUCAGCCUUGGUGAGGCACAAAAGACUCCACACAGGAGAGAAACCGUAUCAUUGCCAGGAGUGUGGGAAAUGUUUUACUUACAGAUCAGCCUUGGUGAGACACAAAAAAAUCCACACAGGAGAGAACCCAUAUCAAUGCCAGGAGUGUAAGAAAUGUUUUACUUCCAGUUCAGCCUUGGCGAGGCACAAAAGACUCCACACAGGAGAGAAGCCACACCAAUGCCAGGAGUGUGGAAAAUGUUUUGCUCAUCGUUCAGACUUGGUGAUCCACAAAAGACUCCACACAGGAGAGAAGCCAUACCAAUGCCAGGAGUGUGGGAAGUGUUUUGCUCACAGUUCAGCCUUGGUGAGGCAUAAAAGACUCCACACAGGCGAGAAGCCAUACCAGUGCCAGGAAUGUGGGAAAUGUUUUGCUUACAGUUCAGCUUUGGUGAGCCACAAAAGACUCCACAAAGGAGAGAACCCAUACCAAUGCCAGGAGUGUGAGAAAUGUUUUGCUUACAGUUCAGAAUUGGUGAGGCACAAAAGAUUCCACACAGGAGAGAAGCCAUACCAAUGUCAGGAGUGUGAGAAGUGUUUUGCUCACAGUUCAGCCUUGGUGAGGCACAAAAGACUCCACACAGGAGAGAAGCCAUACCAAUGCCAGGAGUGUGGGAAAUGUUUUGCUGACAGUUCAGACUUGGUGAGCCACAAAAGACUCCACACAGGAGAGAAACCAUACCAAUGCCAAAAGUGUGGAAAAUGUUUUGCCUGCAGUUCAGCCUUGGUGAGCCAUAAAAGACUCCACACAGGAGACAAGACAUAUCAAUGCCAGGAGUGUGGGAAAUGUUUUACCUCCAGUUCAGCCUUGGCGAGGCACAAAAGACUCCACACAGGAGAGAAGCCACACCAAUGCCAGGAGUGUGGAAAAUGUUUUGCUCAUCGUUCAGACUUGGUGAUCCACAAAAGACUCCACACAGGAGAGAAGCCAUACCAAUGCCAGGAGUGUGGGAAGCGUUUUACUCACAGUUCAGCCUUGGUGAGGCACAAAAGACUCCACACAGGCGAGAAGCCAUACCAGUGCCAGGAAUGUGGGAAAUGUUUUGCUUACAGUUCAGCCUUGGUGAGCCACAAAAGACUCCACAAAGGAGAGAACCCAUACCAAUGCCAGGAGUGUGAGAAAUGUUUUGCUUGCAGUUCAGCCUUGGUGAGCCACAAAAGACUCCACACAGGAGACAAGCCAUACCAAUGCCAGGAGUGUGGGAAAUGUUUUGCUUCCAGUUCAGACUUGGUGAGGCACAAAAGACUCCACACAGGAGAGAAACCAUACCAAUGCCAGAAGUGUGGGAAAUGUUUUGCUUGCAGUUCAGCCUUGGUGAGCCACAAAAGACUCCACACAGGAAACAAGCCAUAUCAAUGCCAGGAGUGUAAGAAAUGUUUUACUUCCAGUUCAGCCUUAGUCAGGCACAAAAGACUCCACACAGGAGAGAAGCCACACCAAUGCCAGGAGUGUGGAAAAUGUUUUGCUAAUCGUUCAGAUUUGGUGAUCCACAAAAGACUCCACACAGGAGAGAAGCCAUACCAGUGCCAGGAGUGUGGGAAGUGUUUUGCUCAUAGUUCAGCCUUGGUGAGGCACAAAAGACUCCACACAGGAGAGAAGCCAUACCAGUGCCAGGAAUGUGGGAAAUGUUUUGCUUACAGUUCAGCCUUGGUGAGCCACAAAAGACUCCACAAAGGAGAGAACCCAUACCAAUGCCAGGAGUGUGAGAAAUGUUUUGCUUACCGUUCAGAAUUGGUGAGGCACAAGAGACUCCACACAGGGGAGAAGCCAUACCAAUGCCAGGAGUGUGAGAAGUGUUUUGCUCAUAGUUCAGCCUUGGUGAGGCACAAAAGACUCCACACAGGAGAGAAACCAUACCAAUGCCAGGAGUGUGGGAAAUGUUUUACUUACAGUUCAGCCUUGGUGAGCCACAAAAGACUGCACACAGGAGAGAAGCCAUACCAAUGCCAGGAAUGUGAUAAAUGUUUUGCUGACAGUUCAGCCUUGGUGAGGCACAAAAGACUCCACACAGGGGAGUGCCAUAGCAAGGCCAAGAAUGUGGGAAAUAUGAGAAUACACGCAGGCCAAGAAACAGCCUUUGUGGGUAAACAUCUGAUUUCAACUAAGACUGUUUGAGAAGUUCUGCCUAAGAUUUUGUGGAGUCCCCUUUCUUGUCAUUAGAACAUCUAAGUGUAAUUCCUCUUCUUGGAGCAAUGGAAAGCAUGUUCCCUGUGACAGAAUUGCUUCUGUUGAUGCCAAGCCAAAGGAAAAGAUGCUAACACUAUUAUUUCCGUUGAUGUGCAAAUCGUUUUUCUGGCUGUUAUGAAAUAUGAAUAUACAGUUUGAAUGGAACUGUAUGAAAGGAAUGAAUGAAUAAGAGCUAAAUGUUUAAGACAAAAUGUUAAGAUUAAGGCCUGCAAUGACUACUUGCUUGCUGAACUGUGAUUAAAAGUUGCUAAUGAGAACUGUAAUGGUUGAAUUGCCUGCUAACUAUGAUCAGAACUGUGACAGUGAUAAGAGAAAUGUGUACAUCUGUUUACAUCUGUCAACAUUUGUUGACGAUGAACUUUUGGGGGAAAACAAUGUGUUAACCUUUUUCAGAGACAAUGGUUCUUUUAAGUUAAGGAUGAUAAGAAGGAAGUCAACACAAGGCUAACACUAAUGAAGAAGAGUCUACAUCUGGCCAGAAAACCGAGAUGGAAUCAACAUGUUCAAGAAUGGAAAAUGUCUAUAAUUAAUUUACAGCUUUUUGGGACAACAUCGGGGAAAAUUGCUGUGUGAGGGAUCUUAUGGCAACCCAGAAAGUGUGACAGACAGUGAAGCUGUUCACCUGCCGUGGUCUGUGGAGAUGGUGUAUGGGAAUGUCAGAUUUGUCAUGGGAAAGCACGAUUCUGGUCAGUUUGGGCUCCUUUUCUCAAGGGAAGAGGAGGGAGUGCAUUUUGGAGUCAUGAUACGUGUUGCACAGAGUCAGGUUCUGUUGUAUGGAAAAUCUGAUCCUUGGCAUUGUUCUUAGGAUGCAUUUUUGUGUUUAAAAGUUUUAGUCAUUUUGGAGAUGUGUGUUGGCAAGCUGCAGGGAGGUAGCGCUUGGCCAAACAGGUGCUUCUCCAAGUAGGAAGAAAGAAUAUGGUAAUACAGUAGUCUCUCACUUAUCCAACAUUCUGGAUUAUCCAACACAUUUUUUUAGUCAAUGUUUUCAAUACAUUGUGAUAUUUUGGUGCUAAAUUUGUAAAUACAGUAAUUUCUACAUAGCAUUAUUGUGUAUUGAACUACCUUUUCUGUCAAAUUUGUUGUAUAACAUGAUGUUUUGGUGCUUAAUUUGUAAAACCAUAACCUAAUUUAAUGUGUAAUAGGCUUUUCCUUAAUCUCUCCUUAUUAUCCAACAUAUUCGUUUAUCCAACAUUCUGCCGGCCAGUUUAUGUUGGAUAAGUGAGACUCUACUGUAUUUGGAUGCAUGAGAAUGAAUGCAUGAACAUUUGUGUGAAUGCUGAGUAAAAAUAUAACCCCCAAUUGUUAGUUUGUUAGCUAAUGUAACUAGGUUGUUGUGGAAUCCAGUGUAGUUACAUAGAAUAUGUAUGUUUGUGUGUCUAAUGUCGUUCUUUCUGUAAAAGUUCUAUAAAAGUUCUGAUAUACCCUUUCACACCGGAAACUGCAAUAAAAAGAACCUUGUUUUAAAGAGUA
Messenger RNA from Anolis carolinensis (green anole), 4254 nucleotides. RefSeq names its product zinc finger protein 850. Gene Ontology annotation, molecular function: DNA-binding transcription factor activity, RNA polymerase II-specific; RNA polymerase II cis-regulatory region sequence-specific DNA binding. Gene Ontology annotation, biological process: regulation of transcription by RNA polymerase II. Lineage: Eukaryota; Metazoa; Chordata; Lepidosauria; Squamata; Anolidae. The record is from RefSeq and is a predicted model, not a curated record.